GAAUUAACCUUUACAAACUCUUGUACCAUAUAAAUACAUUCAUUCCUGUCCAUCUAUUCCUUGCACAGAACACAUGUCUUCUCCUAAACCUUCUUCAAAAACUUCACAUUGCCACCAAAAAAUGGACAGUCUACACAUCUUCUUCUUCCCAUUCAUGGCCAUGGGCCACAUGAUACCAACCCUGGACUUGGCCAAGCUAUUUGCUUCUCGAGGUGUAACAGCAAGCAUUGUCACUACUCCUCUAAAUGUUCCUUACAUUUCCAAAGCCAUAGCAAAUACUGAAAUUGGUAUCCGAACCAUCAAAUUUCCUGCCGUCGAGGUCGGACUGCCUGAAGGUUGCGAAAACGCACAAUCGUUAACGACACAAGGAUCGGAAGGCCUAGGCAUGGUCCAGAAAUUUUUGAAGGCAACAACAAUGCUUCAAGAACCUCUGGAGCAGCUUCUAGAGGAGGCUCGUCCUGAUUGCAUUGUAUCCGAUAUGUUCUUUUCAUGGAGUACUGAUGCUGCAGCCAAAUUUGGGAUUCCAAGGUUUGUCUUUCAUCCUACUGGGUUUCUUUCAUUGUGUGCAACAGAGUGUCUGAGACUGUAUGAGCCAUAUAAGGAUGUCUUGUCUGAUACUGAACCAUUUGUUCUCCCUGGUCUUCCUGGAGAACUCAAAUUCAUAAAGAAUCAGUUGCCAGAAUUUAUGAGGGAAAAUGUCGAAACCGAAUUCAGUAGCAAGAUGAAAUUAGUGAAAGAAUCAGAAUUGGAGAGCUAUGGUGUUGUGGUUAACAGCUUCUACGAGCUUGAGCCUGCUUAUGCUGAUUACUACAGGAAUGAAUUGGGAAGGAAGGCAUGGCAUGUAGGCCCUGUUUUGCUCCGCAAUCGGAAUUCUGAAGAUCAAGCACAGAGAGGAAAAGAAGCCUCCAUUGAUGAACACGAGUGCUUGAAAUGGCUCGAUUCAAAGAAACCCGAUUCAGUAAUUUAUAUAUGUUUUGGUAGUCUAGCAAAUUUCAAAGCUUCUCAAUUGAAAGAGAUUGCAAUUGGACUUGAAGCUUCGGGCCAGCAGUUCAUAUGGGUUGUGAGAAGAGGCAGAGAGGAAGAAGAAGAAAAAGAAACAGAGGCAUGGCUUCCAGAAGGAUUCGAGAAGAGGAUUGAAGGAAAAGGACUGAUUAUACGAGGAUGGGCACCUCAAGUUUUGAUUCUUAAUCAUGAAUCUGUUGGAGGGUUUGUGACACAUUGCGGAUGGAACUCUACACUUGAAGGUAUAUCUGCUGGGGUGCCUAUGGUGACAUGGCCGGUGUCAGCAGAGCAGUUCUAUAACGAAAAGCUUGUGACAGAGUUACUUAAGAUAGGAGUUCCGGUUGGUGCUAAGAAAUGGUUGAGAGUGUAUGGGGACUUUGUUAACAAUGAUGCUGUACUGAAGGCAAUUACUCUAUUAAUGGUGGGUGAAGAGGCUGAGGAAAUGAGAAGCAGAGCUAAGGCUCUUGGUGAGAAGGCAUACAAGGCUGUUGAAGAAGGUGGUUCAUCUUACAAUGAUUUGGAUGAUUUGAACCUUUUGAUUGAUGAGUUGAGGUUGCGCCGCCAUUGAAGCUUGUGAAAAGUAACAAAACGUUAUGAUUGUUCAAUGGUUUUGCAGGUUGUGAGUUGUUUAUGUUCAUAUUAAUUAUGAUUAGUCCACUUGGGAGAGAAUCCGAGUCUUAUGUUCUUGUUUUCAGAUUGACAAACAAGUUGACAUAAUCUUUGUUGAGUGAAUUUCAGGCUUUCAGUACCUUGUCUCGUGAUGUAAACGGUUGGGGACUUUUGUCGAA
This is a messenger RNA of Tripterygium wilfordii, 1790 nucleotides long. Its product is annotated as scopoletin glucosyltransferase-like. The transcript has a single exon. The record is from RefSeq and is a predicted model, not a curated record. The coding region runs from base 74 to 1570 and encodes 498 amino acids. Gene Ontology annotation, molecular function: UDP-glycosyltransferase activity. Lineage: Eukaryota; Viridiplantae; Streptophyta; Magnoliopsida; Celastrales; Celastraceae.